UGGGAUGUGAAGCGUUGAAGCUCCUCCGGCUGGACGCUGAGGAGACGCGUCGAUGCAGGAGAUGCAGACACACCGACAGAGGCAAACGGACCGAUAGGAACACGGAGCAGGAGUAAAGGCCGUCGGCUUCGAUCUCAUGGAUGAACCUGGAUGCUGUUUUCUUCUUUGCUCUCUGGGAGCUCCACAGUAGAAGUCCGGUUCCUCUGAGAGCUUCUACAAAUGACUGUCCUGCACUGCCUCUUCAUCCUGUCCGGCUUGACCGUCGCCUCGCCUCUGGGUUUGGAGGAGGUUUUCUUCAGUCCUCAGAACCAGACGGUCAGAGAGGGAGGGGCCGUUUUCCUGCAGUGUGUGUCAGGAGAGAGCUCUUCUCCUGCAGAAAUCUUCUGGCUCAAAGAUGGAGGCGUGGUCACCAGGGGAAGACACUUUCAGGGCGAGUACGGUGGCGGGCAGCAAAACAAAACCUCAGGCACUCUUCACCUUUCUAACGUAACACCACGUGAUGAUGGAAUAUAUGUUUGUGUCACAAGAAAUCCUUUACUGAACAUCAGCAGGAAGAGCAAACCGGCCAAGCUGACCGUGCAACGGGUUCCGAGGAAGCUGCAGAUCACCCAGGGCCCUGACAACACAACCGUUGCUAUGGGAACCAACGUCUCCAUGCAGUGCAGUGUUUCUGGGUUCCCCGUUCCCAUGGUGCGCUGGUUCAAAGACGGUCUGCUCCUGCCCGACCGCUCGGCCUCAUUCAGCCUCCAGAACAAUGGACAGCUGCUCACAUUCAGAAAUGUGACACAGAAGGAUGAGGGCUUUUAUCACUGUGAAGCAUCUGACCAGAACCAGACCGUCCAAUCAGAGCCGGCCUUCCUCCUCCCAGCUGAGAUGGGCUGGACUUUUGUGCAGGAGCCCUCAAACACAACGGUUAAGAGAGGAGAGAACCUGACUCUCACCUGCAGUCCUCCACACAGCCGACCGGAUGCCCGGGUCACCUGGUUCAGGAACGACCAGCUGCUGCUUCCCAGCGGCCGCAUCACCGCGCGGCCCAACGGGGACCUCUUCUUUCUGAGCGUCCAGGACAGCGACGGCGGCAGCUACUUCUGCAGGGCCUCCAACGUCCACCUCCACAGAGUCAUCACGUCUACCAGAGCAGCCGUCACUGUGCUGUCCCCUCCAACAGUGACACUGCGCCCCCAGGUGUUGACGGUGGCUGAGGGGGCUCAGGCUGUGCUGGAGUGUGAGGUGUCGGGUCAUCCCUCGCCGUCCAUCAGCUGGGUGAAGAGAGGCCACUCCAAGCAGACGGGAGGCAGGAUGGUGCUGGGUCGGAGAAAUGCAAGUCUGCACAUCCAGUCUGCCAGGAGCUACGAUGAGGCGGAGUAUCUGUGUGAGGCGUCCAACGUGGUGGGGAGGAGCCGCAGCACCGCACUGCUGAGAGUUGCUGUGAGCCCCGUUAUUGUGACCCACUCUGAUCAGGUGGUGUGCAGGGCGGGGGCUCGGGCGAUCCUGCCCUGCAAGGCCGUGGGGGUUCUGCCCAUCACGUACAGGUGGACCAAAGUCCGAGCUGGGGUCCAGAUCUCCAUCAGCUUCACUGAAGACAGAUACGUCAGUGACGGAGACCUGCACAUUUCCAGGGUUCAGCAUUCAGAUGCAGGACAGUAUUACUGCGAGGCUGAAAACCCAGCCGGGCGACAUCAGAGGCGCACGGUGCUCGCAGUCACAGGUUCUGGCUCCAACAACUCGACUACCUCCCUCACGUUUCCAAGGAAACCUGUGUCUGAACUGAAAAUACCUCCCGAGCCGCAUCAGGUUCUACAGCAGCACCUCAACCAACAAGCAACCAAUCCAACCCAAGUGUUGGUGACACAGAUUCAGCCCCCCAUGGUACCCCCGCCGCCCCAUCCACACUUCCAGUCGGCUGAACUCCACACCCCGCAGACCAGUGAUCGUCCGUCCUCCAGCGGAGCUCCGGUGAUCCCCUCUGAAGUUCGGGAUUCAAUUCCAUUCAUUGACGGUCAGACGUCAACAUCCGGGAAUGCGGAGAAGCCUCAAAAAGUCCCUCAAGAAUUGUUUUUACGCUCUUAUACUGCUGGUUCUCACACCAGCGAUGAGUCCAGUCCAAACCCAGCAGGACCCAACUCUGACUCACUCAACCCAACUUCCACUCAAAGUUCUGGUACCCAAAGCUGGAUGAGACCCUCAGAACUUUCAUCCGAGCCUCAGUCUCCCCAGCUGGUGACCUUUUCCCAUCUCUCCCAACCGACGGAGGCUCCUCCUCCAUCUUCAUCCCCUCUGACCCUUCCUCGACCAUCUUUCACCAUAAAUGUUUUACCAAAGUUUCAUCUGGAGCUUCCAACGCUCCCGUCUUUCCUUCCACCUUCAACUUUAGAGCAUGGAUCAUCUCCACAGCAGCGUCCUCUUCCUCCAUCCUCAGCUCCUCAACAUAAUGACAAAGUCCUCCAUCAAAGCAACAGAUCGGUUCCUCUAAACCAGACAGAAAAACCUCGCAGUGACAAAGAGCCGGCAGACUCACGGUCCAAGAGGAACACCUCCCGGCCUCCUGUGAUUCUCAGUGAUCCAAAGGGGACUCAGCCGCCCCCGUCAUGGCUGCCGGUGCUGGAAAAGCACGACAUCCCCGUGGUGGUGGGAGUGGGCGUGUCUCUGGCCUUCAUCUUCAUCACCGUCACCUUCUACUCGGUGGUGCAGAAGAAUGAGCCGGCACAAACGGGCCGAGCAGCUCAGAGGAACUUUGGGAUCCCAGUUCGACACGCUGACUGCCGCGCUGCAGGACGCACCUAUGAGAACAGAGCUUUUGAGGACGACGACUGUGUCGCCGUGAUUGAACAGAGCCCGAACACAUCGGACACCAGAACCCGACCUCCUGGGCCUUGUCUGGUCACAGUGCAGAUGGAACCCACUUUCCAGGAGCUUUCUGAGAACGAUCGGCCGCUUCUGGAGAACACCUCGGUCACCGUGGAGACCUAUCCUGAACCCGUCGCUGACACAGAGGUGGACUCGUCCGUGGAGGAGGAGAAAGGCUGCACGCUGCAGUCCGCUGAGGACUGGACCGGCAGCAGAGGAGACAUCCCCAGCCUGUGCCAGGAGACGUUACCCCCUCCCUCCUCCUUUCCCUCCCCGUCCCCACCCUCCAGACGCGAGGAGGCCCUCCACUCCUCUCUAACUCUGCAGAGCGCCGAGUUGAGCGUGGCGCCGAUCCAGCACAGCCUCAGCGUUUCCGGCGGCUCGCCUCCCCUGCUGCUCUCGCAUCACGUGUCUCUGGGCCUCACGACGGUUGCUGUCGACGUGCAGUUUUACCCAGCAGCCACUGCUCCCGUCGCAGUGGGCGCCAGCACUCGGAUAAAUUCAGCAUCAAACUCCACGCCAGCGACUGUGCCUCUGUUCAGCCCCUCGCUGGUCAACAGCCAGGAAGAGGACGACCCGUCAGCCAGCAAGUUUCCUGCCAGGAAGUAGGUCCUACCACUGACUGUACCUGAGAACUGGAGUGAGCAAGUGUGAUGUCAUCGGUCUGAUUCAACAUUUCUGUGGCAGUAACUCUCACCAAUCAGGAGUGAGCUGUUGGAAGAUCCACCCCUACCUGAACAGAAUCUGUGAAACGUGUUGAACAUUGGAUAUGGGGAGGAGUCACUCAGUCCAAUUCUCAUAUACAGUCGAUGUAGAUAGUCCAGACGCACAAAAUGGCAUCAUAUGUUUAGAAUGUAUUUAUUUUUUUAGAACAUUUUCUUUGAAAGUUUAUGUGUGAUUGAUUUUACAAUAAUUUUAUAUUUAAAGACACAAAUUCUGUACACAAAGUCAUAAACAAACAGUUAUGUUUAAACUAAUCAAAUCCAAAAUGUGCCUUUUAGACCACAGGCAGCAUUUCUGCUCUUUCUCUUAACCUUUUAACUACCCAAAAACAAACAAAAAGUUGAUUUGCUCUUUAUACUUCUUAUUACCCUUAUUACAGAGACCCUAAAGGGACAUGAAAGCAAAAAUAAAACUGAAGUAUUUUUUUCUAAAAAAACACUGCAAAAAAAA
Messenger RNA from Oryzias melastigma (Indian medaka), 4020 nucleotides. Its product is annotated as flocculation protein FLO11. The record is from RefSeq and is a predicted model, not a curated record. Gene Ontology annotation, biological process: homophilic cell-cell adhesion. Gene Ontology annotation, cellular component: plasma membrane. The transcript has 17 exons. Bases 220 to 3456 code for a protein of 1078 amino acids. Lineage: Eukaryota; Metazoa; Chordata; Actinopteri; Beloniformes; Adrianichthyidae.